Molecule: messenger RNA, 1497 nt
Organism: Phytophthora infestans T30-4
Lineage: Eukaryota; Oomycota; Peronosporomycetes; Peronosporales; Peronosporaceae
Exons: 2
Coding region: 1-1497 (498 amino acids)
Source: RefSeq, a predicted model, not a curated record
AUGGUACCAGUGAUCGAGUACGUCUACACGUUCAAGGUUCGGUUAUUGCACAACUCGAGUGCCAGAGAAACGUUAUUAUUAUCAGAAUGGGUUGGCAUGGGGGAUCGUCUUCGAUACUGUUGUCUUAAAGCUGCUGUCAGACAAGUGACGCUGGAUACGUGGAUGGAGCUGCUGGUAUCGUCGGCGGCGUUGAGCAAGAAAGAAAUGCGGAACAAUCUCAGCGAGCGGCUAAUCGACUUCUUGUAUGGGUUGCAGCCUGUGCAAUAUCAGGACGCGAUGGAUAAAAUCCAAACGACGUGGAUCCAGGCAAUCAACGACCACGAUAUAGUGGUACGUGCUGUAUUUGCUUUGAUCAAGAACGUUCGUCUAGUCGGAUUCUGGCGAAACUUGCUCGAUGCUUUGACCACGUGGCUUAAACGGAGGUUCGACUCUCCUCAGCUGCCAUCACUGCGCACAAUUCAUCAGCAUUUUGCUAAAGAUUGGGAGCCCUACGUGGAACUGUCUCGUGUUGAGUGCUUUACAAACACUCCUACUGCAGUGCCUGUGCCGCUUCAUGUGGCUUUAUUCGAGUUCGGCGAUUUUGUCUUGCAAGCGUGUAUCAAUGCAACACAGUCGUCGCCUCUAUUGUGGCGGAUUAUUCGUCGCACGUCACCAUAUUUUUUUUCAGAGGAUUCUGAAGUCGUUAUGAGCUCGGAGGCGCUCGACGGAGACCCCGAGUUCUGGAUCCGAGGUCACUUAAUAGUCAAAUACCAACCUGCCGACCAAGGAGGUGCCGUCGUGACGGAGGAAACGCAAAUAAAAUACCAACACUGUCGAGAUCAUCCUAGGACCGAAGGAUGGGUACAUUAUGAAGACCCACAACACAACUACUACCGUCGCACCAUAUGCACCGUUAGUGGUAAACUUUUCUUAUGGGGUGACCCGAUCUGUAGUUUGUAUCACCAGUUACUGCAGACGACAUUAUUCUACUGCGCACCUGGAAAUAAAGACUCGGAUGUCGGAGAUAUCUUAACCGUGUCAGAGAUGCAGCAGCUUCCAGUAGAGACGUUAGUGCUGGUACUCUGCAGUGACCAUCUGCGCAUUCCAGAGGGAGAACGGACGCUGUUGCGGUGCUUGAACAAGAUGAUAUUCGGUCUCAAUGUUUAUCAUCUCGGCCCUGAUGCUCAGCUGCCGCGAUCUCACUCGGGUGCAGUGGAGGAUGUGACGAGACUUUACCGGAGCGUCCGCUGGUGCUUCAUACCACUAGACAACAUCAUACAGACACUGAGGUGGACGCCACGCACGUUGAAACUAUACGAAAUCGUUGUAGAGAGUUUGAGGAAUUCAAAUGGAUGUCACAAGCGCCAACGCCCAUUUGGGUGGCGCAAGCACCGGGACGCGUACAUGACGAACGAAACGAAUUUGAGUGAGUUCGAAAUUGAAGCUGGCGAUUUGCACCUAGCACCGGCUGAAGUUACUGAGCGUACGAGGCCAAGCCCUGCGCUCUGGUCGUUGUAA